Symbiodinium pilosum is the source of this 609-nucleotide messenger RNA. Lineage: Eukaryota; Dinophyceae; Suessiales; Symbiodiniaceae. The record is from the annotation of a GenBank genome assembly.
AUGUGCUCAAAGGAUUGGUUCCCUGGCUGUGGCCGUGAGCUACGCAGUUUCUACUUUCCCUACAUUCAGGGCGACUACUUUCCCACAGAGCCAUGGGACAUUCAGCGCUACAUCCAGCAAUUGCUUCAAGUGCUUGAUGCCCUACACCGUCGCGAAAUCGUCCAUUGCAACAUCAAACGCGCCAACGUGCUCUAUUCUCAUGGCAAGGUGACCUUGAUUGAUUUUGAGUCAGCAGUGUAUGAGCGUGAGCUGGUAAACAUGGAUGGUGUAAAGUACAAAGGAAAUGACAGAUACUAUGCUCCAGAAGUGUUCGAGCGUCAGAUGGGACACAACAAACAUGGCCGACGGGUUUUCUAUGGGCACAGGCGAGAUGUGUAUGGUGCAGGCAUCAUCCUGGCCGAGUUUUUGCUGGGAUAUGGUCCUAGUGAAUACAUCCUAACGCAUGAUUUGUCACGGAGGAGGUUCCGUCGGGCGUUGGGAGGUAGCCAAGGGACUAUGCCAGACGCUCUGAAUGGUUUGCGGCUCUACGGAAGUCUCGAAGACUCCACAUUCAAUUUGCACCUGAGGCGUCAUAGUGAAUUGUCUCUUUUGUUCCUGGACUGUUGGUAA